Molecule: messenger RNA, 806 nt
Organism: Pararge aegeria (speckled wood butterfly)
Lineage: Eukaryota; Metazoa; Arthropoda; Insecta; Lepidoptera; Nymphalidae
Product: histone H1-I-like
Exons: 3
Coding region: 1-771 (256 amino acids)
Source: RefSeq, a predicted model, not a curated record
AUGACAAUUUCUCUGAGUAAAGUUGGACCAGCUGUAACUAAAUUAUGGUAUUGUGCAAAAACUGCAAUAAAAAAUACACGAGCAAAGAGAUUAGUAUGUAAUCCAAUAGUGGAUAAAGCAGAAGUAGCACUAGACAAACUUAAAGACGUGGCGGUUACAUUACUAACUAAACUACGUGAUCAUCAACUUCCCAGGGAACUAAAAUAUCUAGAACAAGAGAUAGAAAAAAUUAAAUGCAGAAUCCACGAGAAAAAUAUUUUAGAAGCAUGCAAAACUGUGAAGCCAGCUAUUGGUACUGCGUGGCAAUAUGCAAAAACCGAAAUGGUUCCACCCUUGACGGUAAACUUCUUUCACGGACCUGUUGGAAGAGACAUUGAGAACGCUGUUUCUAAAGCAGGUGAUACUGUUAUUGCCCUAAUACAGAAACAAAUACGGCAAAUAGAGUUAGAAGAAGUAAGACAAAUAAAACUGAGAGAAGCUGAAGCUAAAGCUGUGGCAGCGAAGAUUAAAGCUGAAGCAAAAAGAAAGGCCGAAGAAGCUAAAAAAAUGGAAGAUGAAAAUUUUGCUAAAGAAGCAAAAGCUAAACAGCAAGCUGAAGCAGGGAAGAAAGCUCAAGCUACUCAGAAAGUAACAGCUGAUGCUGCUAAGAAAUCUAAAACUGAAACAUCUUCACAAAAAGUUGUACCUAAAAAGAAAGCUGCAAAACGAAAGGCACCAAAGAAAAAUAGACGUGGAGAGAAAAAAGGGUCAUCUCCAAAGUCCAAGAACUAGUUUGAAAUGUGUUCGUAUUAAAACAUGAACAAUAA